CCUCAAUUGGGAUCGAGAUUGCACCGUAAACAUGGCGGACAAGGAACGCGAUCCGACGUGCAACCCUGUGCAACCACUCCUUGAAAAGGAUGAUGAUGAUGAAGAGAGCUAUGCAAAGCCAUACCCGACAGAUCCCAACUAUAGCAAGGAUCAUCGGGUGAAUGCACCCCCUCCUCCUCCUGGGCAGCCACAGCCGUCAACGGAGGAAUACGCUACCUUUGACAUUGUCAAGGCAACCCAGUAUGGCGUGUAUGAGCGAUGCGUUGAGCUUAUCGAAGGAGGGCAUGACGUCAACACACCAGAUCUUGAGAACGUCAGUUUGUUACACUGGGCAGCGAUAAACAACAGAGCUGAUUUAGUCAAAUAUUAUAUAUCAAGAGGAGCCGUUAUAGAUAAGCUGGGAGGUAUCUUGAAUUCUACCGCUCUCCACUGGGCUACGCGACAGGGCCACCUUGCCAUGGUUGUCAUGCUGAUGUCAUAUGGGGCCGAUCCAUCAAUCAGGGAUGGUGAAGGCUGUAGCUGCAUUCAUCUUGCUGCCCAGUUCGGUCAUACGCCCAUCACCGCGUACCUCUUGGCUAAGGGCCAUGAUGUUGAUCUACAAGACAGGAACGGCAUGACUGCACUAAUGCAUGCCGCUAUGAGGGUUCAAAAUCAAGAUCCAUCCCGACUAUUGCUGAAGUUCGGUGCCAAUGUUCACCUGGUUGACAAAUUCCAUAAAAAUACUCCUCUCCACUGGGCCGCUAGCUCGGGCAACUAUAUUGUGGCGUCGUUGCUGAAUGAGUAUGGCGCGAAUCUGGACGCCGUUAAUGAUAAGGGCGAGACGCCGCUUCAGGUUGCCAUGGCGCGGAAGAACUACUGGGUUGUUAAGAAGCUGAAGGCCUUCCGUCUCGAGAAGGGUCUCGAUAGGACAAACUUCAUCGAUGGACUCACAAACAGCUCGAAAGUCCGAGAGCGUGUCAUGUUCUUCUUCCCGUUCUUUUCCCUGUUUGUCGUCGGUUACAUCCCCGAGUUGGACGAACCUUGGUACAUCAAACUGGUCUUGUUUGGAAUCUUUAUAUUCAUCUGGAGACUCGUAGGAAGAAUGUUCUUUGACCAGCGAUAUUCUGUCAAGAUGCCGGUGGCGCUGUAUCUGGCUACGAAAUUCUGGAUGUACUUCACGUGGUUUGCCUACUGCUGGCCAUAUGUGAAUUCUUUGGCGAUCAUGAUUCCGUUCUCUCUCAACACGGUGUUCCUCAUGUACAACUUCUGGAAGGCAUGGAAGACGGACCCGGGCGAGGUCGUCUCCAAACCUGACGAGCGCAUCAAGGCGAUUCUAGAAUUGACGGAAACGAACACUUUGACGUUACAACAGUUCUGCAACACCUGCCUGGUGCAGCGUCCAAUCAGAUCGAAGCAUUGUUCGAUAUGUAACCGCUGCGUAGCACGAUUUGAUCAUCACUGUCCCUGGGUGGAUAACUGUGUGGGCUUCAAGAAUCACAAGUAUUUCGUAGGCUACCUCUUCUUCCUCCUAGGAAUGAUCACAUGGUGUAUAUAUGGAUGCGGAACUUUCUGGCAGCAUGAAGCUGGUAUUCACUACAGCGUCGACGGAUUCUGGGGUGUCGUCAAAAAGAUCGUCUAUGUCUCACCGUUUGUGUCCUGGAUUGCUUGCAAUGCCAUGUUACAUUUCACUUGGGUGUCGAUCCUUCUAGUCUGUCAGCUCUAUCAGGUGGUGUACUUGGGUAUGACGACCAACGAGAGACUGAACAUCAAGAGGUACACCCAUUUCCACACAGCGAAGAAGGGCAUCUUCAAAAGUCCGUUCACGCGUGGAAUAUUCAAGAACUUUAUAGAUCUGCUGGGGUGGCGCUGCGGCGGGAUUUGUCGUCCGGAUGGCACUGAUUGGAUGAAGAAAUAUGACGUGGACGACAACACUUCGAUUAAGCCUCGUGUGACCUUGAAUCAAGGUCGUGAUAAUUAUCAAUAUGUGUAGAUAGCGUCAAUGAUAUGUACCGGUAAAUACUUUGACAGUAGAUACCCAGUUUAUGCUUUAUUGACGAUUGCUGGCAAGAAUUUGGUAAGUGCCACUUUGGGUCAGUUCUCUAAAGAACUACUGUCAUUGGUUUAUUAAACUGAUGCCUCUUAGAGCAUUGCCUUUGAGUCCAGUCAAUAGAGGGCAGUCUGAUGAACAGAUCUCUAUUUUGUUGAAACUGGCACUUUCUGGAUUCUUGUACGCAUACCGUCAGUUAUUAACUUUUUUCAUGAGUGACCACCGCAGAAAGGCAACUUUUGUUGCAUGCAAUCAUGAUCAUAGGGUCGCAACAAUCUAAAACGCUUGUCUGCAUGGUGCACAAUGGAUGAACAAAGAAACUGCACCACCAUUUUGAAGUUUUUGCAAGUCUUGAGACUUGGUCUUUGCAUGCGUAACUUAUGAGACAGAAAAACUAAUCUCAACCAAACCACCUAUUAGAAAACGUUGAUGUGUUAUAGAGUCCUAUAAAUGAGAGAUCUUGUAAUUAUGUUUUUGAGUGUAUAAAUUAAUCGUCAUAGAGAAUAUGAAUAAACAUGUAGAAGUUGUAAAUUAUUGAAAAAGUAAUAUGUCAUCAUUAAGUGUUGGAAUUUUAGCACUAUUUUUGAUGGAGAUCAUCGUAUAAAAGAUAAGUUCUAUCGCACUUGGCUUAAAUGAACAAAAAUGUUUAUAAAUCAUUGUUCAAGUCACAAAUUUCUAUGGUCAUUGUGUUGCCUGUUCAAAAUACUACUUCUGGUUAUUAAUAAAUUUCAGUGGAAGCUUUUUUUAUUGUUUGUGUACAAUACAUAGUUACACCAUCUAUUAUACUCUUUUUCUACAAAAAUAUUACUUUGAACACAAAACGAAUUCAAGAGUAAAAAUCUUGACAAUAUAUCAUAUUUAUAUUCAGUUUUGUAUUUUUAUGAAUGCAUGUAGUUAGUUGCUCUUCAAUCUGUCAAAAGGUAGCUCUGUCGUUAGCGAAAAUAUUCUAAUUGCCAAACAUUGGUCAUGGGUUUGAUUCUCUUGGACUUUUUGAAGUGACUUAUUGGAGUUGUUAUUCUAGUUGUAAAUAUGCUAGCUUUUACACGUGUUUAUUCAAAGAUUUAUUUGUGGAUAUAUUCUUUGAUUUAUUUUGAGGCGUAAAUGCAUUAGCCAGUUUGCAUGUUUCUGGUUUUUAGUGCCGAGAGCCUCCCUUCAGCAUGCAAUACAGUGAGGUGUUGUGAUCGCAUUGGAUAGAACGACUCCACUGUCAUUCAAAUAUUUUUGGGGUUGGUAAAAAAGAGAUGUGUGUAGUCUGUCCCAAUGUGUAGCUUUGGGUUUGUUGGCCUAUUACUGGCCUGGGCGAUGCCAUCCCUUAGAUACAUGCAGUGUUGUCGUUCGGUGUCUUUUGCAGGCAAAUUAUAUAGGAAAUCCCACCGCCCUUAUAAUUGGAAUUGCUUAGUCAUUCUGUUUAUGAUAGUUUCCCCAUUUCUGUGGGAAUGAGAAUUGCAACAAGAAUUUUCAAGGAGAGCACUUUUGUGAGAAUGAGUUUGAAUUUCAUCUGAUUUCUUCUGCAAUAGUAUUGUAGUCUGUUUGUGAAGUGUUGGAUUGCUAUUUCUUUUUGCCAAAAUCUGAUUUCAUUAUUUGUAGAUUGGGUCAUCUCCGUGACCUGCUAAAGUUAUCAGGGACUCAAUAAUAUGGACGAGCGACUUUUGUCAAACAAUCAUGAUCGAAGGUCGUGGCAAUUAAAAUUGCAAGUUUGCAGGGCAGUUCAAACAUCCCUAAUAUGAAGCAGAUGUGUUGAUUUCCUUGGGACGAGCAUGAGGUUUGAGUAUAACAUGCAUUUCUAUCAAUGUGAAGGCAUUUUACCAGUCUUAAUUGGGGUAUUGGACUUGUAAUAGACAUGGUUAUGUUUUCAGCCUACCAUUUACAGUCCUGGUAUUCGUGUUCGAUGUCACGAGAUGAAUUUGUUUCCGUUUUCCUCUGACAGAGUUUUUGUGAGAGAGGGUCCUAGAGUUUCCUUUUUUUUUCUGAAUGUACAUUUUGCUGUAGUAUUAGGUCAACAUCUAGUCUGUCUUUGAAGUUGUACUUUGAGAAGAUAACGAAUUUAUUGUGAAAUAUAGAAUCAGGUUAUGCUUUGCA
Messenger RNA from Lineus longissimus, 4105 nucleotides. Its product is annotated as palmitoyltransferase ZDHHC17-like. Gene Ontology annotation, molecular function: protein binding; palmitoyltransferase activity. NCBI's taxonomy places the organism in Eukaryota, Metazoa, Nemertea, Pilidiophora, Heteronemertea, Lineidae. Gene Ontology annotation, cellular component: Golgi membrane. Gene Ontology annotation, biological process: protein palmitoylation. The record is from RefSeq and is a predicted model, not a curated record. The transcript is spliced from 13 exons. The coding region runs from base 32 to 1969 and encodes 645 amino acids.